UCCGUUGAACCAAAAUGGCCGAUGUUGUAUUUUAACCUAUGAAAGACAGCUACUUUUCUUUUUGUUUCAUUCUUGGGAGGAAAUCAUUAAACGAGAGACUUUUCGGAGGAACCGUAUCUCGCCACUGUCCUUGUACAUGAGUUUUAGUUUUUAUCUUGAAGACAAUCAAGACUGACACAUAUUCGUUGAACGAGUUAGACUAUGCAUAUUUAGUUCAAAUACAGGCUAGCUAGCUGGCUCUGGCUGCCACACAGAACAGCAAUUGAAAGUGAUAUAGCAAGCUAACUGAGCUGCGAUGGAGGAACUAAGCGCAGAUGAGAUUCGCAGAAGGCGACUGGCACGACUGGCAGGUGGACAGACGUCACAGCCCAGCACCCCCCUCAGUACACCCUUAACAUCUCCACAGAGAGAGACCCCACCUGGACCCCUCCAUGGACCCUCAGGUGCUGUACCCCAGCCCCUGCAACCAGCUGCCUCCCAGUCAUUGGGGCUCAAUGUCCACAGUGGUACUCCUGCCACUUCUCCUAUGGGCACCUCUGGAGUGGCAUAUGGUAGUCAGAGCAGUGAGGGUGUCAGCUCCCUCUCCAGCUCACCCUCCAACAGCCUUGAAACACAGUCCCAGAGUUUGUCGCGGUCGCAGAGCAUGGAUAUUGACACUGCCUCCUGUGAAAAGAGCAUGUCCCAGGUGGACGUGGACUCAGGGAUAGAGAACAUGGAGGUGGAGGACAGUGAUCGCAGGGAAAAAAGGAACUUGACUGAAAAGGAAACCUCUGCAAACUCGAAUGUCUCUGAAGAGCAGGCUUUGCAGCUUAUUUGUAAGAUCCUCCGCGUAUCGUGGAAGGAACAGGAUAGAGAUGUCAUCUUUCUCCCGUCACUGGCUGCAGAGUUUCACCGUGGUCCUAAAGAUGCAUUUUGUGACUUCAAAGACCUCAUCAGCCAGAUCUUGAUGGAAGUCUUAAUGAUGUCCACCCAGUCACGUGUCCAUAACCCCUUUGCCAGCUUGACUGCCACCUCUCAGCCAAUUGCGGCAGCCAAAUCCCCAGACCACCGUCUGACGCUGGUGCAGCCCUCCAGUCUAGGUGGCAGUCCCAUGGGUCCCAGUGUGGGGUCCUUUGGAGCCAGCUCUCUGUCCAGUCUGUAUGGGUGUGGUAGUCCUCAUCCAAUGGCUUUGGAUGCAGCCAGCGGGAAUUCCCCAUCUCUCCCCACCCCUACUACACCCUCUUUACCCUCUACCCCGCAGUUCAUUGUUCCCCCCAGGCCAUCCAUUACUUCUACUCCGAGACAAUCCCUCAACCCUCCAUCUGCUCCACUGCCCAUCUCCCAACGCUACCGACCCUACUCUGUCUCCUCUUCCUGGGGUGCUCCUUCCCCAUCCAGCUUGGGACCCAGAGGAGUUAGUUUCUUUGAACCCUCGCCCAGCCCUGCAGGGCCCUCUGUUCCUCCCAACACUCCAGUUCCUGUGCCUCCACCCAGUCCCCAGAACCUCCCCAUGAGCUCCUCUAGGGCUCAUAACCUGGCUUCCUCCACAGCCCUUCCUGUGGUGCCUCCUUCUCCCAGGUCACGCACUCGACACGCAGCCUUUGGCUCCAGGAUCCCACCGUCUAGCCCUCUGUCGUUCCUGUUCUUUGCCCUAUCUGACAUGUCUCAGGAAAGCAGUGAUGAAGAGUCUGAGGAAGAGGAGGAGGAGUUUGCUGGGGUACAGUUUGGGUCCAGUCUUGGCGCAUGUGGAGGGGGAAUGUCCAGCGAUUCAGCCAGCGACCGCUUCACGAUUGAAACAUGCAAAGAGACAGAGAUGCUGAACUACCUCAUAGAGCGUUUUGACAGUGUUGGCAUGGAGGAGAGGAAAGCUCCCAAGAUGUGCAGCCAACCAAAUGUCAGCCAGCUUCUCAGUAACAUUCGUUCUCAGUGUAUUUCUCAUGUUGCUCUGGUUCUGCAAGGCACCUUGACCCAGCCUCGAGGCCCUCACCAACCGUCUCUGCUGGUUCCUUAUAUGCUGUGUCGGAACCUUCCUUAUGGCUUCAUUCAGGAGCUGGCACGCAUUACUCAUCAAGAGGAAGAAGUAUUCAGACAGAUCUUCAUUCCUAUCCUCCACGGGCUUGCUCUUGCAGUUAAAGAAUGUUCUUUUGACACUGACAACUAUAAAUUCCCCCUCAUGGCAUUAGCUGAACUCUGUGAAAUCAAGUUUGGAAAGACUCACCCAGUGUGUAGUUUGUCAACAUCAUUGCCUCUAUGGUGUCCCAAACCGCUGAGCCCUGGUUCCGGCAGAGAGGUCCAGAGACUGUCUUAUCUGGGAGCCUUCUUCAGCCUUUCAGUUUUUGCUGAGGAUGAUACCAAAGUAGGAGACAAGUAUUUCUCGGGCCCAGCCAUCACCAUGGAGAACACACGAGUUGUCAGUCAAUCGUUGCAACACUACCUGGAGUCAGCAAGAGGUGACCUGUUUAAAAUUCUCCAUAACAUUCUACUGAAUGGAGAGACACGCGAGUUAGCGCUGAACUACAUGGCAGCUCUAGUCAACUACAAUGUGAAGAAAGCCCAGAUGCAGACCGAUGAUAAGCUGGUGUCUACUGACGGCUUCAUGCUGAACUUCUUAUGGGUGCUGCAACAGCUGAGCAUGAAGAUCAAACUGGAGACAGUGGACCCUUAUUACAUUUUCCACCCACGCUGUCGCCUUGCUGUCAGCCAAGAGGAAACACGUCUAAAGGCCACUAUGGAGGAGCUGAAGAGCUGGCUGUCUGAACUGCACGAAGACCCAACAAAGUUCUCAGAACCCAAGUUCCCCACCGAGUGUUUCUUCUUGACACUGCACACACACCACUUGUCCAUCCUACCUUGCUGCAGGCGCUAUAUCCGCAGGUUGCGAGCCAUCCGUGAACUUAACAGGACUGUAGAGGAGCUGAAGAAUAGUGAAAGCCAAUGGAAAGAUUCUUCCCUGGCAAGUCGACAUAGAGAGAUGCUGAAGCGUUGCAAAACCCAGCUCAAGAAACUGGUGCGAGCCAAAGCUUGUGCUGACGUGGGUCUUCUGGACGAGAACCUGCUGCGCAGAUGUCUGCAGUUCUACAGCACAGUCAUUCAGCUCAUUCUCCGCAUGGUGGACCCUGCCUAUCCCAACAUUACCCUGCCACUGAACCCUGAGAUUCCCAAAAGCUUUGCUGCUCUUCCCGAAUUCUACAUUGAAGAUGUGGCCGAGUUUCUGCUUUUUGUCGUGCAGUAUUCUCCCCAAGUUUUAUAUGAGCCGUGUGUUCAGGACAUCGUCACCUUCUUGGUGGUGUUCAUUUGCAGCCAGAACUACAUCAGGAACCCCUACCUUAUCGCCAAGUUAGUGGAGGUGCUGUUUGUCACCAACCCUGCUGUACAGUCUCGUACUCAGCGAUUCUCUGAAAUGAUGGAGAACCACCCGUUGUCCAUCAAACAACUAGUCCCUGCCCUCAUGAAGUUCUACACUGAUGUUGAACAUACCGGAGCCACCAGCGAGUUCUAUGAUAAGUUCACUAUACGUUACCAUAUCAGCACUAUUUUCAAGAGUCUCUGGCAGAACAUUGCCCACCAUGGCACCUUCAUGGAAGAGUUCAACUCUGGCAAGCAGUUUGUUCGCUACAUCAACAUGCUGAUCAAUGACACCACCUUCUUGUUAGACGAGAGCCUUGAGUCCCUGAAGCGUAUUCAUGAAGUUCAAGAGGAGAUGAAGAAUAAGGAGCAGUGGGAGCAGCUACCGAGGGACCAGCAGCAGAGCCGUCAAUCCCAGCUGACUCAGGAUGAGCGGGUGUCUCGCUCCUAUUUGGCCCUGGCCACGGAGACGGUGGAUAUGUUCCACAUCCUCACCAAGCAGGUCCAGAAGCCUUUCCUCAGACCUGAGCUGGGGCCUCGUUUAGCUGCCAUGCUGAACUUUAACCUUCAGCAGCUCUGUGGGCCCAAGUGUCGGGAUCUGAAGGUGGAGAACCCAGAAAAGUACGGCUUUGAGCCCAAGAAACUCUUGGACCAGCUGACGGACAUCUACCUGCAGCUGGACUGUGCCCGCUUUGCUAAAGCAAUUGCAGAUGACCAGCGGUCAUACAGCCGUGAACUCUUUGAGGAGGUGAUCUCAAAGAUGAGGAAGGCUGGCAUUAAAUCCUCCAUUGCUAUUGAAAAAUUCAAGCUGCUAUCAGAAAAGGUGGAGGAAAUAGUUGCAAGGAACUCCCAGUCUGAAAUGGACUACAGUGAUGCACCCGACGAGUUCAAAGACCCACUGAUGGACACACUGAUGACAGACCCUGUGAUAUUACCUUCGGGGAAAGUCAUGGACCGAUCCAUCAUCUUACGCCACCUGCUCAACUCCCCAACUGAUCCUUUCAACAGACAGCCUCUCACAGAGAGUAUGCUCGAGUCUGUCCCUGAGCUGAAGGAGAGGAUCCAUACCUGGAUGAGAGAGAAGCAGGGUGGACGACCUAUGUAAGGACCAUGAGGCACCAAAAUCUGGCCCGUUAAUCGUCAUCAUCAAGGGAUCUGUCCAAAUCGCCUCAAUUCACUGUCGCUAUGACAACAAAAAACGUGAAUGGAAAAAAGAUUUGAUAACAUUUUUUUUUCUUUUCUUUUUUUGCAUUUACCCUUUUUGUCUCAAACCAUGGUUCUAAAAACAAAACAUAAUAAAGUUAAGACUUUUAAGUUUUUUUCUCAUGAGUUUGUGUGUAUAUAUAUUAAAUAUAUACAUAUAUUUAACAAGAGUUGUUAGUUUAUGCAUUAUAAUGCUGCAAGAAUAGGUUUCUACCAAACAGGUUUCCUGUGGAAGUGCAUUCAUUCACUUCACUCAUCAUUUUCUUUGACUGCUCUCAUUUAAUUCUGUAAUACCGUGUAUGUUGGUGUCAUUAAAGUCUUUGAAUUAUUUAGUGCAGGUGGGAGGCAAUACACUUGGUAGAGUUUGGGUCACUUCUGGUAAAAAGAAAAAACAAAACAAAACAAAAAAAACUGCGGACUCCCGCUGAGUUUUGAUUAAGAAGACUCUAACGACGAUGAACUUGAGUCCACAUAAUGUAUGCUGGUGACCCCGGGGCGAACUUAUGCACGGUUUGUGCUUUUAGAUGAAGCCCAUAUCUGGCAGUAUUCAUUAAAGGAUGUAGCUAAACGUAAAGUAAUCAUAAAUGUUAGCUUCCUUUUGAGUACAGUUUGAAGAUGAGCAGCAGUUUACUAAAAUACAGUAUGUUGAGUUAUUCCUUUUUAGUCACAGUUCGCCCUGCUGACUUCAGUAGAGUGAGUUUACUUCUUGUGUGUGCAUGGCCUCAAGUCCAGAAGCUCAGAAAAGCCUUGUGAACAAGAAAAUCGUCUUGGGUGACAUGGGAGGAUUGUGAGAGAAUGUAGCAUGACCACCAGGAACACCAUCAUAGGAGCACACCAUUAAAAGUUUGUUCUUCAGUGCCACUGACGUCCUCACCUCAAGAUGGUUUCUUUAUAAUGGCACUGUACCUAACUUGAACUUGCUGACCUUAACUGUACAGGAAAGGAUUUCCUUAAACUACAUACCUGUUUUGGAAGCUAGGAUUUUGAACAGAAAUAAAAGAUGAUGCACAGUA
This is a messenger RNA of Solea senegalensis (Senegalese sole), 5540 nucleotides long. RefSeq names its product ubiquitination factor E4B, UFD2 homolog (S. cerevisiae) (gene ube4b). The coding region runs from base 296 to 4429 and encodes 1377 amino acids. The record is from RefSeq and is a predicted model, not a curated record. Gene Ontology annotation, biological process: protein polyubiquitination. Gene Ontology annotation, cellular component: ubiquitin ligase complex; cytoplasm; nucleus. Gene Ontology annotation, molecular function: ubiquitin-ubiquitin ligase activity. The transcript is spliced from 29 exons. Lineage: Eukaryota; Metazoa; Chordata; Actinopteri; Pleuronectiformes; Soleidae.